Messenger RNA from Penaeus monodon (black tiger shrimp), 567 nucleotides. Its product is annotated as extensin-like. Lineage: Eukaryota; Metazoa; Arthropoda; Malacostraca; Decapoda; Penaeidae. The record is from RefSeq and is a predicted model, not a curated record. Bases 1 to 567 code for a protein of 188 amino acids. The transcript is spliced from 3 exons.
AUGUCUAAUGUAGGAAAAGUGGAAAAGUUCUCGUAUAAGGUGUUUGAAAUAAUUGAAAGUAACGAGCGCCAACUACGAGAGGUAAUCACUGACUUCGGAGGCACAAAGGGGGAAGCCCGCGGGAUGCAAGAUGCCGAGAUUGCCUCAUUUGAAGGUAGUUCUCGCGUUGGCUUCCGCCGAAGGUGGGCGAAGCGACAGAAAAAGAUGGACAGCUGCUACGUUCCAAACAACCCAGCAUACACUGACUGCUGGAGGCCGCUGUCACCCACCUGCGGCCAGGCGCCCGUGCUCACGCCCCUGCGGCCCUUGGCGGCGCCCAGCCCGCCCGUGCACCCACCGCCUGCGUACCCGCCCGCGCGGUCCCCUCUUCCGCCCACCAGCCACGCGCCGGACUUCACACCCGCCCGCACGCCGCCAGAUGCCUCUGAGUCCUCGAUGUACACGUCCACCACGCCGCCCACCCACUCCACCUCCGUGGCGACGACGAUGGGCGCUUUCCCGCCCCUGUUCGACCUGGAGCCCCUGCCAAACUUCGUGACCCUGUCGCCGCAUGCACCCUACAAGUAA